Molecule: messenger RNA, 390 nt
Organism: Micromonas commoda
Lineage: Eukaryota; Viridiplantae; Chlorophyta; Mamiellophyceae; Mamiellales; Mamiellaceae
Exons: 2
Coding region: 1-390 (129 amino acids)
Source: RefSeq, a predicted model, not a curated record
AUGGCGUCCGCCACGCUCCGUCUCGGGGUCAUCGCGUCCGCGCGACGGACCGUGAACCUCACAUCGAGACUCGAUCGCGGUUCGUCUCUCGCGACGCCCGCGUUCCAGGCUGUUCACUCGCGUAAAUCCUCGUCAAUCAAUCAAACAGACACUGAGUCGUCCUCAUCCCCACGCCUCACCUUCCUUUUUCGACCAGUCGUCAUCGCCGACGAGGCGGUUCUGCGUGCGUUGAAAAACCCAACCUUCAUCGACGUCCGUGGUCCGGGAGAGGUUGAGGCCAAGCCGGGUCCUGUGGGCGCCCUGAACGUGACUUGGGACACGUCCACGUGCACGUUCUUCGACCCGUCUCUCCUCCCCGCCGAUAAGACUAACCCCGUGGUUGUCUUCUGA